Messenger RNA from Loxodonta africana (African savanna elephant), 1432 nucleotides. RefSeq names its product PDZ and LIM domain 1 (gene PDLIM1). Gene Ontology annotation, molecular function: muscle alpha-actinin binding; actin binding. Bases 92 to 1081 code for a protein of 329 amino acids. The record is from RefSeq and is a predicted model, not a curated record. Gene Ontology annotation, biological process: actin cytoskeleton organization; heart development; muscle structure development. The transcript has 7 exons. Gene Ontology annotation, cellular component: filamentous actin; adherens junction; stress fiber. NCBI's taxonomy places the organism in Eukaryota, Metazoa, Chordata, Mammalia, Proboscidea, Elephantidae.
AGCUCCUGGCUCCGCGCCGCGCGCUCUUUCUCCGACAGCUGCCCCGGGAGCCCAGUCCUACCCCGUCUGUCUCGCCCGCUGCCGCCGCGCCAUGACCACCCAGCAGAUAGUCCUCCAGGGCCCGGGACCAUGGGGCUUCCGCCUCGUGGGGGGCAAGGACUUCGAGCAGCCGCUCGCCAUUUCCCGGGUCACUCCCGGAAGCAAGGCUGCUAUCGCUGAUUUAUGUAUCGGAGAUGUAAUCACAGCCAUUGAUGGGGAAAAUACUAGCAAUAUGACACACUUGGAAGCUCAGAACAAAAUCAAGGGUUGCACAGACAACAUGACUCUCACAGUGGCCAGAUCUGAACAUAAAAUCUGGUCUCCUCUGGUGACUGAGGAAGGGAAGCGUCAUCCAUACAAGAUGAAUUUAGCCUCUGAACCCCAGGAAGUCCUGCACAUAGGAAGUGCCCACAACCGAAGCGCCAUGCCCUUUACUGCCUCGCCCGCCUCCAGCAGUACCCCCAGGGUCAUCACCAACCAGUACAACAACCCAGCUGGCCUCUAUUCUUCUGAAAACAUCUCCAACUUCAACAAUGCCUUGGAGGCAAAGACGGCAGCCAUCGGGGUGGAGACAAAUGGCAGACCUUUAGAGUAUUCUCAGCCUCCAAGCGGCCUUGUCAUUGACAAAGAAUCUGAAGUUUACAAGAUGCUUCAGGAGAAACAGGAGUUAAAUGAGCCUCCAAAACAGUCCACUUCAUUCCUGGUUUUGCAAGAAAUUCUGGAGUCUGAGGAGAAAGGGGAUCCCAACAAGCCUUCAGGAUUCAGAAGUGUUAAGGCUCCGGUCACCAAAGUGGCUGCAUCAAUUGGAAAUGCUCAGAAGUUGCCUAUGUGUGACAAAUGUGGCACGGGCAUUGUAGGUGUGUUUGUGAAGCUGCGGGACCGGCACCGCCACCCUGAGUGUUACGUAUGCACCGACUGUGGUACCAACCUGAAACAGAAGGGCCAUUUCUUCGUGGAGGAUCAAAUCUACUGUGAAAAGCAUGCCCGGGAGCGGGUCACGCCACCCGAGGGCUAUGACGUGGUUGCUGUGUUCCCCAAGUGACCCCAGCGGGUCCGCACCGACUGCUGCUCUCCAGCCAGCCCCUGCUGCAAUUUGUUCUCUACGUGUUCUGGCCCUUUCCUCUCUUGAAAGCACCGUGCUUUUCUUGGUUUUUUCCCCGCUCAUUAACUGUGGAGUGCCCCAGCCUUUGCUAACCGACUCACAUGGCCCUGUGAUGCCUGCUUUUACAAUUAACAGGAGGUUGUUUGUUUUAUGCCCCUUGCCAGCAUUACUGUGUUUUGUCCUCAUCUCAGUUCUCUGCUGCAAGUGGACAUCGGCUAAAUCUAAACCAGACUGAAUUUAGUAUGUCUGAUGUUGAUUUUGUUUUUACUCAAUAAAUUUACAGACUCCGAA